Schistocerca americana (American grasshopper) is the source of this 2481-nucleotide messenger RNA. RefSeq lists its product as uncharacterized. The record is from RefSeq and is a predicted model, not a curated record. Bases 142 to 2151 code for a protein of 669 amino acids. The transcript is spliced from 12 exons. Gene Ontology annotation, cellular component: actin filament; cytoplasm. Gene Ontology annotation, biological process: actin filament polymerization. NCBI's taxonomy places the organism in Eukaryota, Metazoa, Arthropoda, Insecta, Orthoptera, Acrididae. Gene Ontology annotation, molecular function: actin binding; microtubule binding.
CGCUGCGUGUGCUUUGUGCGUUCCGUGCGUCGAGUGCGUAGCGAGGCGAGGCGGCGAGUAGUGAACGCGGGGCAGACACCUGUUGAUGCGCGGCUGUGAUUGGUCGGCGGCAGGAGGCGUUCGCUAGACAGGCGCCACGUAAUGGCCACGUGGCUGUGGGCGACGCUGGCGGUGGCAGCUGCGGCGGCGUCUACGUCAUCGUCCACACUGCUGGGGGAACACGUGUGUCAAAGGAAGGAGACGUACAACGUCACGAUGAAGGUGCGCUCCAAGGAGCCGGUCACCCUGAGGACGUACCAGUGGUGCAUGAAGGUGCCGCCGCGCUGCUCCAAGUACCACACCGAGCUGAGGGAGGUCGACAGGACGCAGGUGGUGUCUCGCGACCGGCUGGUGGAGGAGUGCUGCGCGGGCUUCCAGAAGGACCAGGACCGCUGCGUUCCAGUGGCCGACGACCCCAGCCAGGCAGCACCGGCGUCGUCCACGCCAGAUCCGGAAGCGGCUCCAGCUCCAGCUCCAGUUCCAGAGGUGGGGGCGGGCUCGCCCUACUGGCAGCAGCUGCGCCUCACCGACGCCCCCGACCCGGCGGGCCAGCCGCCCCCGCAGUUCUCCGCCGCCGCCGAGGUGUCUGCCCAGCAGAAGGGCGCCCCUCCCGCGGCCGCCUUCCCCAAGAAGGACACCAGGCUCGCCAAGAAGGGCGCGCCCGACAAGACCGCGGGUCUGGACAAGGAGAAGCCGCUGCCACUGGACGCCCUCGCCGGCGAGAGCCGUCCAGCCACGGAGUCCCCAGAGACGCAGACGUCGCCGCCGCCGUCGCCGCCCCCGCUGCCCCCGGAGCUGGACCUGCCGCCUCUGCUGGACAUGCCGCCGGUCCCCGCCAUGUCCGACCACAACCAGUCGCUGACCGCGGGCUCCGAGCCUCCGGGUCCGGGUCGUAGCGGGAGGCGGCGGAUACCCCCGGAGAACGGCCACCCACUGCUGCACUCGGAACUGCCGGCCAUCCACUGGACGGAGAGGGCAGAGCCGGGCGCCGCGGCUCACGACGAGGGAGAAGACGAGGGGGCGGACCACGAGGCGCUGACGUCGACGCCGCACGCGGAGCUGCCGCCCGAGAGCAUCAGCAAGGACGCCAUGAACAAGGGCGCGCCCAGGAAGAAGGCGAGCGACGUGAAGGAGGUGCCCGCCUACGCUCGCAAGACGGCGACUCCACCGCCGGCUGCGGGGGCGGAGUGGGCGGCCGCCGGGGGGCCCGAGGAGGGCAGCUGGGAGCCGUGGGGGCGGCAGGCCGUCCCCAAGGAGCUGCAGGGGGGCGGAGAGCCCGUCGCCAUAGAGCAUCACGUGCUCAACGGCCGCAGGAAGGCAGCGCACGCCAAGCGCGGCCGGGGGGAGGACCUGAAGAGCCUGCCCCCAGGGAAGGACCCCGGCGUGGGUCUGCUGGUGAUGGCCGACCCGCCGCCGCUGCCCGUGGAGGCGCCACCGGCGCAGCCCGCGCCCGACCCCGAGACCGCCAUGCCCACAUGGCUGCCCGUCGCAAUCGGAGGCUCAGCGCUGGUGGUGAUAGUGGUGGUCUCCGUGUCGGCGGCGAUGCUGGCGCGGGGGCGGCGCCGCUACGUGGCGGGGGCGGCUGGGGGCGGCCCGGCGGCGGGGGCGGGAACCAUGGAGCUGCGCUCCAUCAGCCCCCACAGCGGCGCGUGCAGCAUGGCGCCGGACCCCAUGGCGGCAGCUCCCACCACCACAGUGGCGGCGCCGGUCUUCCUGAGCCCCGUCUUCGUGCAGCCUUCGGGAGCGGCGGGCGCGGAGGCGGCGGGGGUGGAAGCGCGCUCCGGGGGCGGCGGGGGCGGUAUGGGCGGCCAGGGCCUCCUGCUGGCGGCGGUGCUCAGCCCCUCCCACGCCCUCUGCUCGCCCAGGACCUCCUCCUUCAUCGAUCCGAUGCAGGCGGCGACGUACGACGUGCCGCCGCCCCCGCAGUCGGCGGCCGGCACGCUGCGCCGCGACGCCGCCCUCAGCCUGGGCGUGGGCGGGCUGCAGCUGCACCACAUGUGCACGACGCCGCCCCCGGCGCCGCUGCCGCUGCCGCCCCACCCCCAGGAGCUGCAGCACGUGUACGAGGAGCUGCCCGCGUGCUGGCAGAGGCCGCCCCCCGCCUGCCACUAGUCGGUCUCCAGCCUGUGGGAUGAAGGACACGGCUGGCCCUGUUACAACUGGCCAAUACCACGCGUGUUCCCGGUCCAUUCCAGUGUAAUGGAUUACCUUCUGGAGUGCGCCAUAUCCUGGUACCAAACUGAACCACCACAUGGUCCCAACUCAAGACCACUGUCAUUUUCAGUCUACGUGAUCAAUAGUUUCAGAAGUGUCGAUGUCUUAGCAACAACCUGGGCUGCUACAGGUAGCUGUGGCCCACCUGAACUACUACAUGGCACUAUCACUGAACCCUGUUGUCUUGUGUUGCUGUAACAACUAAAUAAAAAGUGACAGUUGGCCUAA